AUGGGAAUGCUAUCGAUCGGAUUUCUGAACUUGGCUGAGUUGCUACUCAGUUCGGUUGUCCAUCUUCUCUUCGGAUUUUAUGUCUUCAGCACGGCGGUGGCCUCCGACCUAUCAAAGUGUUUCUCUGGUGGCGGAUUCCGUCCGUUUUCUCAUCUGAAUGUGGUGGUGAAAGAGGAGUAUUCGAAGAAGGGGGAGAUGGCGUCUAUGGAUGUUUCUUACCCUCCGCCGACGCCGCCGAUUGUUCUGGUUCACGGGAUCUUUGGAUUUGGGAAAGGGAGGCUCGGCGGACUCUCCUAUUUCGCCGGUGCAGAGAAGAAGGAUGACCGGGUUGACAAAGUUCGAGCUGGUGUUCUAGUGGGAACAGGCAUGGGGGGGCUUUCUGUGUUUUCUGAUGGUGUUCAAGCUCUGAUUGACAAAGGCUAUAGAAAAAUAACGCCAUUCUUUAUUCCAUAUGCCAUUACCAACAUGGGUUCUGCUUUGCUCGCUAUGGACAUUGGUUUCAUGGGUGCAAACUAUUCAAUUUCUACUGCUUGUGCUACAUCCAAUUACUGUUUCUAUGCUGCUGCAAACCAUAUUCGUCGAGGAGAUGCUGAUUUAAUGAUAGCUGGAGGAACUGAAGCUGCAAUCAUUCCCAUCGGUCUUGGUGGAUUUGUUGCUUGUAGAGCUCUAUCCCAAAGGAAUGAUGAACCCCAGACUGCAUCAAGGCCAUGGGAUAAAGGUCGUGAUGGUUUUGUUAUGGGUGAAGGUUCUGGAGUACUGGUUUUGGAAAGCCUUGAACAUGCAAUGAAACGGGACGCCCCAAUUAUUGCAGAGUAUUUGGGAGGUGCUGUUAACUGUGAUGCCUAUCACAUGACUGAUCCCAGGGCUGAUGGUCUUGGUUUGUCUAUUUGUAUACAGAAAAGUCUUGAAGAUGCUGGUGUAGCUCCAGAAGAGGUUAAUUAUAUAAAUGCUCAUGCUACAUCUACACCUGGUGGUGACCUUGCUGAGGUGAAUGCUAUAAAAAAGGUUUUCAAUAACUCAAAGGAUAUCAAGGUGAAUGGAACUAAGUCCUUGAUAGGCCAUUGCCUUGGAGCUUCUGGAGGUAUGGAAGCCAUUGCUUGUGUAAAGGCUAUUACUACUGGGUGGUUGCAUCCUACUAUAAACCAAUUUGAUCCCGAGCCUUCAGUCGAAUUUGAUACUGUGGCUAACAAGAAGCAGCAACAUGAAGUCAAUGUUGCCAUUUCUAAUUCUUCUGGAUUCGGAGGACACAACUCAGUUGCGGUGUUUGCGCCAUUUAAGCCAUGUUCUGAUAGGCUCUCUUCUGUCUCUCCACUGGUACCAUGCCAGUGCCUUCCCUUCCAGACACAAACCUGCCGCCGUCAGCUUCUCAUCAUCUGUCAACCCGUUGACAGCAAAGUAAUGCUUCACCUUAUAGAUCCAACCAUGACCAUCUUCGCCCUCAAAGAUGGGCAUCUUCAACUUCCUCACCUUCGGAUCCCUUCCGUUACCCCGGUUAAUUAUAUAAAUGCUCAUGCUACAUCUACACCUGCUGGUGACCUUGCUGAGGUGAAUGCUAUAAAAAAGGUUUUCAAUAACUCAAAGGAUAUCAAGAUGAAUGGAACUAAGUCCUUGAUAGGCCAUUGCCUUGGAGCUUCUGGAGGUUUGGAAGCCAUUGCUUGUGUAAAGGCUAUUACUACUGGGUGGUUGCAUCCUACUAUAAACCAAUUUGAUCCCGAGCCUUCAGUCGAAUUUGAUACUGUGGCUAACAAGAAGCAGCAACAUGAAGUCAAUGUUGCCAUUUCUAAUUCUUUUGGAUUCGGAGGACACAACUCAGUUGUGGUGUUUGCCCCAUUUAAGCCAUGAGGUGAUUUUUUAAAGUUAAUUUAGACUUCGUUUGGGACAGCUUUUUUACUGAUUUUUUAAAAACAGUUUUUAAAUACAAAAAUUAAAAUUUUUGUACUAAAAAACUGCUUUAAAAAAACAAUAAGAAAAAAAAUCCCAAACGGAGCCUUAUUCUUCUUCUGCAACUUGUUCUUUUGAUACCAGUUGAGCUAACUCCACAUUUAAGAGAAUCCAGAGGCCUUGUCAACUUUCCCGUUAAUUUUUCUUUCUAAGAGUUUAAUGCUGCUUCUAGUUGAAAUUAUUUAUUGAGAGCCGUGUUUUAUUAAGAGUUUGGGCUACGUUGUUAGGUCAUGUGGAUCCAGCCAUGAGCAGAUUAUAUUCCUUGAUACAUUCCUAGUUGAAGAACCAUUUAUUUUAUUUGAUGUAUUUGUUGAGAUCGAAAACAUUUAUAAUAAUGAUCUUGAUAUAUUUCUCUC
Dendrobium catenatum is the source of this 2297-nucleotide messenger RNA. Its product is annotated as 3-oxoacyl-[acyl-carrier-protein] synthase I, chloroplastic-like. The coding region runs from base 1 to 1842 and encodes 613 amino acids. The transcript has 13 exons. Lineage: Eukaryota; Viridiplantae; Streptophyta; Magnoliopsida; Asparagales; Orchidaceae. Gene Ontology annotation, molecular function: 3-oxoacyl-[acyl-carrier-protein] synthase activity. The record is from RefSeq and is a predicted model, not a curated record. Gene Ontology annotation, biological process: fatty acid biosynthetic process.